Messenger RNA from Lachancea sp. 'fantastica', 3150 nucleotides. The record is from the annotation of a GenBank genome assembly. Lineage: Eukaryota; Fungi; Ascomycota; Saccharomycetes; Saccharomycetales; Saccharomycetaceae.
AUGCUUUCUGUUAAUGACUCGCAAGUGCCAGAUAUCUCGACACUUUCGAUCUCGUCGAUGUCAGACUACCACAAUUUCGAUUUCCCCGGAAAAGACGCACAGCGCGAAGCAGUGCUCGAUCUGAUCGACCAGCAAGGCUUCAUCCCAGACGACGUGGUGGAGCACGAAAUCGAAUGGUUCUACGACGCCCUAGGAAUCGACGAUCUCUUCUUCUCCAAAGAAUCGCCGGAAAUGAUCGCAAACAUCAUCCAUACGCUGUACGCCGCAAAAGUCGAGUCCUUUGCCAGACUCAACAUCGCAGGAAACACCACCGACAACGAACCUGCUACCCCCAUCGCCGACAAAACGUCCUCGGGCGCAUUUUCCGUCAAAACCCAAGUGGUCACCGACACCCACUCCGUUUUCAUGGAAACAGGCCACCAACUCGACGCCAAAAUCGACUCCCUCUUGCUGGACAGCCCUCAAAACCGCUACAGACUGAUCUCGUACACGGCGGAAAACAAUCUAAAACUCACAUUUGUGUACCGCACGGUUUUCGCCCAUGAGCCCGCAACAGCUCACAAACUAACCUCGGAGCAGCUCACAAAGGGUGAAAUCGAUUCCAUCAGCGACUUGACCAUGUCCCAAGUCACUUCCAAAGAAAACAAAAAACUGUAUGGGCUGAUUAUGCAACAGAUGCACCAGCGUGAGGGGCCUAUUAUCAAGACUUUGAACUCCGUGGCUGACCCAGACGAAGUGCGUAUUGUGGUGGGCUUCAAACGCGGUACCACAAAGAGCUACUACACGGCAUUGUCAUCAUUGCUGCACUACUACCAUCUCAAGCCUUCCAAGGUCUAUUUGGAGACAUUUGCCAACGACGUUAUGAUUUACUCGCUAUAUGUCAAACAAUCGCAACAGUCCGAGGACGUUUUGAACAGUCUUUCAAUGUCCAUUCUUCAAUUCGAAAGAGAGGCGUCCUUGUUGUAUUCCAUCCCAAGUAAUUACUUCCAGGAUUUGUACCAGCAAAGAAGUUUCUCCCCACAAGAAGCUAUCUAUGCACACAUUGGUGCCAUUUUCAUCAACAACUUCAUCAACAGACUUGGUAAUGAAUACCAGGACUUGGUGAGCCAGUUCAAUUUGUCUUCCAUGACCAACAAUACCUCUAUGCUCGAGAUCUUGAACGGUUUGAAGAAAAAACUAAGAAAUGAGACUUACACGCAGCAGAUGAUCAUUGAAGUUUUGCACAAGUAUAAGGACAUUGUUUCCAAGCUUUACAAAAACUUUGCCCAAGUUCAUUACGUUUCUUCUGCUCGUAGUGGGUUUGCAAAAACCUUGUCAUACCAAAGACUGUCGCAGCUUGAGCCUUUUGCAGACGACAAUGAAUUCGAACAAUACCUCAACAAGUUUAUCCCUAAUGACUCGCCAGACAUGUUGAUCCUACAGACGCUUGCUCAGUUCAACAAGUCUGUGUUGAAAACCAACUUUUUCAUGACGAGAAAGGUAGCCAUCUCUUUCAGACUAGAUCCAAAGUUGAUUAUGCCUGAAACCGAAUUCCCAGAAACACCAUACGGUGUGUUUUUCGUUGUAGGUAACACUUUUAAAGCUUUCCACAUUCGUUUCAGAGAUAUCGCAAGAGGCGGUAUUCGUAUCGUUUGUUCCAAGACUCAGGACAUUUACGAAGUCAAUUCCAAGAUGGCUAUCGAUGAGAACUAUCAACUGGCCUCCACCCAGCAACGGAAGAACAAGGAUAUACCAGAAGGUGGUUCUAAAGGUGUGAUUUUGUUGAACCCAACGCUCACAUCACAGAAACAAACCUUUGUCGCGUUCUCGCAGUAUGUGGACGCCAUUAUUGACAUUCUUAUUCAGGAUCCAUUGAAGGAGAAGUACGUUGACAAAUUGAACCAGCAAGAAAUUUUGUUCUUUGGGCCUGAUGAGGGUACAGCUACUUUUGUGGAUUGGGCUACCGCACACGCCAAGAGCAGAGGCUGUCCUUGGUGGAAGUCAUUUUUGACAGGUAAGUCACCAUCCAUGGGCGGUAUCCCUCAUGAUGUUUAUGGCAUGACAUCAUUGAGUGUCAGAUCUUAUGUCAAUGCCAUUUAUGAAACCCUUGACUUGCAAAAUACAACCAUCAACAAGUUCCAAACCGGUGGGCCCGAUGGAGAUCUGGGGUCAAACGAAAUUUUGCUGUCCUCACCCAACGAACAAUAUGUGGGUAUUGUUGAUGGAUCGGGUGUUUUAUGCGAUCCAAAUGGUCUUGACCAAGAGUCACUAAAAGCUUUGGCUAUAAAGAGAAGCACAAUUUCCGAAUAUGACACAUCAAAGCUGAGUAGUCAAGGUUUCUACGUUUCCGUUGAAGACAUUGACGUGAAGUUACCAAAUGGAGUGGUAGUGGCCAACGGCACGACUUUUAGAAACAGAUUUCAUCUAGAGCUUUUCCAGUUUGUGCAGAAGGUGGAUCUGUUUGUCCCCUGUGGUGGGAGACCUAACUCGAUUGAUGUAAAUGUUUUGCAGUAUUUCAUCGAUGCCAAAACAGGCAAAUGCAAGAUUCCUUUUAUUGUUGAAGGUGCCAAUCUUUUCAUUACGCAACCUGCCAAAAUCGCAUUGGAAGAGCACGGAUGUGUUUUGUUCAAAGAUGCUUCUACCAAUAAAGGUGGUGUCACAUCUUCCUCUCUGGAGGUUUUGGCAUCAUUGACACUAAAUGACCAUGACUUCAUUCACGAGUUUAUCGGCAAAACUCCGGGCAAAACCACGCAAUUGUAUGACGAUUAUGUCAAGUUCAUUCAAAGUAAAGUUGAAAAGAACGCGAGAUCAGAGUUUGAACAGUUAUGGCAGCUCAAACAGACCUCUGGCACUUCCAUUUCCGAACUUUCCAACGUCCUCUCACAAACGAUCAACAAAUUGAACGAUGAGCUCAUUAUCUCUAACGAGCUGUGGAUGAAUGAUCUUGAGCUCCGCAACUACCUGUUGCUGAAGAAAAUCAUUCCCGCCUUGUUGAUCAACGUUGCUGGUCCUGAACAAGUGCUUCGUAACGUACCAGAAUCGUACUUGAAGGCCUUAUUGUCCAGUUACUUAUCCAGUUCCUACGUUUACAGUUACGGUGUGGACGUGAACAUUGGAAAGUUCUUAGAGUACAUCGGUGAAUUGAAGAGAGAGGCAAGAGGAUUCAAGUAG